Molecule: messenger RNA, 2151 nt
Organism: Cordyceps militaris CM01
Lineage: Eukaryota; Fungi; Ascomycota; Sordariomycetes; Hypocreales; Cordycipitaceae
Product: Kelch domain protein
Exons: 3
Coding region: 1-2151 (716 amino acids)
Molecular function (GO): protein binding
Source: RefSeq, a predicted model, not a curated record
AUGGCCGCUCCUACGCCCCCGCCCGCUCUCCCCGACUCCAACAACACCUACAUCAUGGCCAAUUCCCCCGCCAAGGCCCGCCCCUCGGUCGAUGGCUACAGGCCCAAGGUCACUCGCACUCUCGGCCAGCGGCCGGCGUGUCUGGUGAAUGCGUCCGUCACCUACUGCGGCAACAAUCAGAUUUAUGCUUUUGGUGGCUUCGAUCAGUAUACUGACGAGGUGUACAACCAUGUCUUGCGACUCGAUCUUGUUAGCCACCAAUGGAGCCUGGUCGAUAACUAUGGUGACAUCCCGGGUGUACGCAUGGGACACACUGCAACCCUUUACCAAGGCGACAAACUGCUGAUAUUCGGCGGCGAAAACGAACAUCGCACGUACCUCUCCGAUUUGAUCAUCUUCGACCUCAAGACUGCACACUGGACCCAACCAACAGUCACUGGCCCAGUACCAAAAGGGAGAGCCAGACAUGCCGCGACGCUGCACGAAGAUAAACUGUUCAUUAUUGGUGGAAUCACGGGAGCAAAUAACUAUGUCCUGGAUGACCUUUGCUACCUCGACUUGAAAACACUUACAUGGUCCAAAACCUGGCGCUUCAUUGGCCGGUUCGAUCAUUCCGCCUACAUCUGGGGAGAGCGUCUCUGGGUGUUUGGCGGACUCAGCGAGCACAUGGACAAGGUCAGCGAUAUGUGGUGGCUAGAUCUGAAGGGUGUACCUGCGUUCGACUCGCGACCUCAAAUUGGUGUCUAUGAUCGACCGCCCAGCGGAAGCCGCACCGACUCGCCUCGGCCACUGCACUCAAUGGGACACAGCCCUGCAGUUGGAACGACCGGAUACGCUGCCAAUUCGCGCACUGCUCAGGUGAACCCUCCCUCGGUGCAGUUGAAGGCUUAUGCCCCGACGGCCCCUGGAGCGAUAUCUGCGCUGAAAUUUACUUCAGGCCCUUACAGCCCGUCACAAGGCUCCGGGAUUCACUUCCACAUCUAUUCCUCAGGCACCUUGCUUGACUUUGUGUCCCCAGCUGCCACAAUUACCCAUCGAGAAUGUUCUCUGUCGGCACUAGACUUGACCACAUUACGAUGGCAAAGACUGGCGGAUGGUCAUGAAAUGUUCAAAUCAGGUUAUCGAUGGCACUAUUGUACUAUGAAUGAGGACGGCACGAAAGCUUGGUUGCUUGGCUGUCCUCUUGACCCUGUCGGGCCAGAGUUCGGCCCCGGGGGCUACGAGCUAUAUCUUAGCGAUGUUAUGGAAGUUGACCUUCGGCGGUACGGCCUUCUUGGAAAUAAACUGGCACCACAACCCAAUGUGGAAACCCGACCUUCAGUCUUGGCCCGGCCGCUCGACCAGCCGUCGCAUGGCCUGGGCGCGGACUUGGCAAAGACGUUUGAUCAACCGGGCAGCGGUACCGACUUUGUCAUCACAGCACUUGCGGACGGCGCGCAAGACGACGAGAUCCUCAGCGCCGGUCUGAUCUGCAGCGCGGAAGAGACGACCGAGAACUGGCUUGCGCCUGAUGCCACCACAUCCAGGCCCAUCUACGUGCACAAGCUGAUUCUGCUCGCGCGCUGGGCGCACUUUGCGCGACUCUACAAUGCGCAAAUGGCCGAGUUCCACACCAAAAAGAUGCACAUUCCCGAACCGUACCCCGUCGUGCGCGCGUUCCUGCUGUACCUGUACACGGACAGCAUCCACAGCACCGCCGACGACGACGACGACGCCAGCGGCAGCGCGUCGUCGUCGACGGCCACGGGCAUUGACGAGGUCACCGGCCUGCUGGUCCUGGCCAACAUGUACGGCAUCCCGCACCUGCGGCUGCUGUGCGUCAACCGCCUCGCCAAGGAGCUCGACGUGGACAAUGCCUGCCUCGUGUGGUACUCGGCCGGCCUCGCCGACGAGGAGUGGCUGCGCAAGCGCGCAGCCGGCCUCUGCAUGACGCACUGGGGUCGCAUCGUCCGCACCCGCGGCUUCCUCCGCCUGCCCCGCCACGCCCUCGUCGAGCUCUCCCAGGAGAUUGACAUGGAGGGCCGCGUCGUCGCCGGCGAGGAGCUCGAGUGGUCCGGCAUGGGAGGCGGUGCCGGCCGCAAGGGCAGCGUCGGAAGCACACAGCUCGCCGAGUCGGAGGCGGAUGAGGAUGACGGCAUGGAGAUCAAUUAA